Messenger RNA from Mucor mucedo, 456 nucleotides. RefSeq lists its product as uncharacterized. The transcript has 4 exons. Bases 1 to 456 code for a protein of 151 amino acids. The record is from RefSeq and is a predicted model, not a curated record. NCBI's taxonomy places the organism in Eukaryota, Fungi, Mucoromycota, Mucoromycetes, Mucorales, Mucoraceae.
AUGUGGUCGGAGGACAAAACUAAUAUUGAUGAGUUUGAAGAGAAGAUUGAGGCUAAAGGACUUCUUACAGAUAAAAAAGAAAUAUGUCGAUGUAUCAAUGAUAUCUGUAAAAUCAUGUAUGGAAAUAGACAUAAGCCAUAUUUCAUUCCUGGUGAAGAUGAGCUUACCGCCAUGACAGUGCAGCUAAGGAAAAUGGGAUUCAAAGUUGACAAAAGAAGAAUAUAUAAGGCUGAUGGAAUUAUACGCUUAGCAGAACUUGAAGAUCUAGAAGUCCUUAUUUUGGAAACAGCGGGCGCUUUUAAUGUUGAAGACCAUGGAAAAACAGCAUUUGACAACUCAAAGGGUAUAUUUGCCCUGCUGGCGAUGUUGAAAACAAUAGCUGACCACUACAAGCAUGCGUCUCUCUAUUUCAUACAACCAAGCGGUAGGCAAUAUUACAAACAGUCUUUUAUUUAG